Molecule: messenger RNA, 911 nt
Organism: Octopus sinensis (East Asian common octopus)
Lineage: Eukaryota; Metazoa; Mollusca; Cephalopoda; Octopoda; Octopodidae
Product: connectin-like
Exons: 10
Molecular function (GO): protein binding
Source: RefSeq, a predicted model, not a curated record
AAAUCUUGGUGCCAACAACAUUUCAACCAUCAAAGAAGGAGCAUUCACGGGGCUUUCAAAUUUAAAAUACUUAUAUCUUCGUUACAACAACAUAGCAACCAUCAAAGAAGGAGCAUUCACGGGGCUUUCAAAUUUAAACUACUUAUCUCUUUACAGAAAUAAAAUUUUAAGGAUUGAAAAAGAGAUGUUUCAAGGCCUUCACAAAUUAGAGAAAUUAGAUCUUGGAGGGAACAGCAUUGCAACCAUCAAAGAAGGUACAUUCACGGGGAUUUCAAAUUUCAAAGAACUAUCUCUUUACAACAAUAAAAUUUCAAGGAUUGAAAAAGAGAUGUUUCAAGGCCUUCACAACUUAGAGAAAUUAUAUUUGCAUAACAACCCAAUAGAAAAAUAUGAAGAUGGCGCUUUCUUAUUCCUUCCCAGCAUAGCUACAAUUAACCUCGAAACAAUAACCUUAAGAGGUGUGGAUGUCACUUGCCAGCCUUCGUUAAGUAUAUUAAAGAAGUCUAUAACAGAACUGUUGCUGUUUUUGGCACGUGUCAGGAAGGCUCAGGGAAACGAAUACCUAUACUGGAUUAUUCGCAAUGUCAAAAUUACUCGUUAUUUCAACGGAAUUUACAGUGUCAAACAAGUUCAGGAAUCAUAUGCAAUGAAGUGACAAGCUGUCCAGGAACAGAGCCUGUAUGCCGAUUCGCAAUAUCAAUGAACGGUGCUAAACUGAAGACUGAAAGGUCCUGCAGCACAUACAGAAAAUGUGUUGAAGCUAUGAGAAACAAUACCCUUACAUGCAAUAAACGGACGAAUGGCACGUCUUGUACUGGUUGUUGCGUCGGACACUUAUGUAACAAGAAUGAUUUCAUUGGCUGGACCAAAUCCUUCGUAUUUCGUUUGAUUUUUAAAAAGUUCAACGAAUA